This is a messenger RNA of Ctenopharyngodon idella (grass carp), 1490 nucleotides long. It is a transcript of the gene rsph1, whose product is annotated as radial spoke head component 1. The coding region runs from base 431 to 1090 and encodes 219 amino acids. Gene Ontology annotation, cellular component: nucleus; motile cilium. Gene Ontology annotation, biological process: axoneme assembly; spermatid development. The transcript has 8 exons. NCBI's taxonomy places the organism in Eukaryota, Metazoa, Chordata, Actinopteri, Cypriniformes, Xenocyprididae. The record is from RefSeq and is a predicted model, not a curated record.
AUAAUAACUAACAAUUCUACAUUCUGAAUACUACAUUUUGUUUACAAAAAAAUUAAAAUAAAAACAUUCACUAAAAGCAAACAUAGACAUAGCUUUUUAAAACAGCAAUAAAAAAAAAGUUUUGUAAAAAAAAAAAAAAAAAUACAGGCUCAAUUGUCUACAAAUCUAAUUUCAAGCAUUUAAGCAUAGAUCAAAUAAUUUUACUGAAGUGUGUCCACAUUUUGACGAAUAGCGCUAAUUUUAACAUAAAAUAAUGUUUUAUUCUGAAAAAGUAUUUUUAAAGCAAGCGUGAGCGUUCUUGGAGUGAAAGUCACUUUGCGCAUGUGGCUGUUUCACGCGGCAUUGCUAUGGUAACAGUAAACAUCCUUGAACUGAAGCUUUUCCUUUUGGGAUUGUUCCCUUUUAUCUCUUCGUUAAAGUCCAGUUUAUCAUGUCAGACGUUGGCUCUGAAGAGUUUGACGACGAGCUAGGCUCUCUGGGGGAGUAUGAGGGAGACAGAAACGAAGCUGGAGAGAGACAUGGACAGGGCAAAACUGUCCUGCCUAAUGGAGACACUUACCAAGGAGCAUAUGAAAACGGCAAGAGAUCUGGCCAGGGGACAUAUAAGUUCAAGAAUGGGGCCAGAUACAUUGGAGAAUGGUACAUGAAUUUAAAACAUGGACAAGGCUUAUUUUAUUACCCAGAUGGCUCCAAAUAUGAAGGAAGCUGGGUGGAUGACCAGCGACAGGGUCAUGGUGUUUACACAUACCCCAAUGGAGACACAUAUGAUGGUGAAUGGCUGCACCAUCAAAGACAUGGGCAGGGUACAUACACACAUCAUGACACAGGUUCUCAGUACAUGGGCAGGUGGAUCAUGGGUAAAAUGGAGUCAGCCGGGGAGCUUAUCCAUUUGAACCACAGAUAUAAGGGCAACUUUGUCAAUAAUAAUCCCUCUGGUACAGGGAAGUAUGUGUUUGACAUUGGGUGUGAGCAGCAUGGAGAGUAUCUCCAGAUAGAGCAGCAGGACAAAGGAGAUACAGAGGAAGAUGAACCUGCCAUAACCACCACAUUGAAAUGGAAACCCAAGGCACUUACUGGGCUUUCUGUUUGAGAAGGAUUCUGCCACCUCAGAUCAAGCCGUGGUGAAAGAGUGAGAAAGACAGACCCCCAAAAGAUGAUAAGAAGACAGAGGACCUCUAGAUAAUUAUACUUGCACAUAUCUGAGAUAGUCACAUCUCAUGUUUAGGGAUAAUUAAAAUACUGUAAAAAAUGUAUUGCACAUUGCUAGUUAUUGUUAGAAAAUGCAUUAACUAACAUCAACUAGGCCUUAUUGUAUAGUGUGACUGAAAAAUCUAUUUAUACCUUAUUUCGAGGCCCUGGUAACUGAAAAGUGUUGUAAUUUCAAAAACAGCAGAGGGCGCAAUAAACCAGCCCAAAAUGACCUGUAAUUGAGACUAGUGUUUAAAAACAAUUAUGCUGAUUUUUUAUUCAUUAAAACGCACUAAAGUGUA